GGGAAGUGAACGACCGUUGACGUCCUGAGACAAUGUAUUUAUCUGUACUUUCCCUCCUUCUGAACGACAACGAUUGAGAAAUUGACAAUUGACCUUCAUCUCACCUUCUGAGACCAUCAACAAAUCAAUCAGCCUUGUGUACUCCACUCAGACCUCAAGUUCCAUCAGCACAACCGCAAAAAUGGUCAUCAAGCGCAACGAACCAUGUUACGUCCUAGGCGUUGGCAUGACCAAAUUCAUCAAGCCCAGAGGAAAGGUUGACUAUACAGAGCUCGGAUACGAAGCCGGUGUAAAAGCUAUGCUCGACGCACAGAUCAAUUACGACGAUGUUGAUCAAGGAGUAGCUUGUUACUGCUAUGGCGAUUCGACCUGUGGUCAACGAGUCUUCUACCAAUUCGGCAUGACCCAGAUUCCAAUUUACAAUGUGAACAACAACUGCUCGACUGGCUCGACUGGAUUGGCGAUGGCGAGGAAUAUUAUCAGCCAUGGAGCUGCGGAUUGUAUGUUGGUUGUAGGAUUCGAGAAGAUGAUGCCUGGGAGCUUGCAGAGCUUUUGGAAUGAUAGGAGUAAUCCUACAGGCUUGACCGGACAGAUGAUGGCGGAGACUAGGGGUGUUACGAAUGCGCCUGGUGCUGCGCAGAUGUUUGGGAAUGCUGGAAGAGAGUACAUGGAGAAGUUUGUUCCCUUUUCCUCUCACUAGAUACAAAACUAAUAGUGUAUAGAUACGGCGCCAAACCAGAAGACUUCGCAGAAAUCGCUCGCAUAAACCACGAACACUCUCAACGAAACCCCUACUCCCAAUUCCAAGACGUCUAUACUCUCGAGCAAGUCAUGAAAUCCCCAAUGAUACACGAGCCCCUCACAAAACUCCAAUGCUGUCCCACCUCCGACGGAGGCGCCGCCGCCGUCUUGGUGUCGCAAGACUUCCUCGAUGCCCGUCCACAUCUCAAAGACCAAGCUAUCCUCAUCGCAGGCCAAUGCAUGGCGACUGAUGCGCCCAGUCUGUUCUCCAAAUCCGCCAUUGACUUGAUGGGUUUCGAAAUGACCAAGUACGCUGCUGCCACCGCAUUGAAAGAGGCGGGUGUUACCACGGAAGAUGUCAAGGUUUGUGAACUCCACGAUUGUUUCUCUGCGAACGAGAUGAUCACCAUCGAUGCCCUCGGUCUCUCGCCCCCAGGUAAAGCUCAUGAACUCAUCCGCAAUGGCGAUAUCACCUACGGCGGGAAAAUGGUCAUCAAUCCCUCAGGUGGUCUCAUCUCCAAAGGACACCCACUUGGAGCAUCAGGUAUCGCGCAGUGUGCCGAGCUGGUCUGGCAUAUGCGCGGAUGGGCGAAUAAUCGAUUGGUACCCGAUACGAAGGUUGCGCUACAACACAAUCUUGGACUUGGUGGUGCGGUGGUAUGUACGGUUUAUACGCGUCCCGAUCGCGGUGUUGUGAGUGAGGUCAGUAGUGUAGAGGUUGGCAGACGAAAUGGACUUAGGUAUAAUCCUGCGGUUGAGGCAAAGGGAUUCACAGAGAAGCAGGCGCAGAGUGUGAGGAGUAAGACGAAGAGUAGUCAGUGGGCGUUACAGGAUACGGGGAAGAAAGUUGAGAGUCGGUUUUAGGCUAGGUUAUGUUGGCUCUUGAAGACAGCGCGAUAUCUGGGUUUCGAAAUUGUAUGUACAUGAAAUAUACCAAGCUUUUCGUUCUUCCUAUUUGAAAUAUACCAC
Molecule: messenger RNA, 1710 nt
Organism: Hymenoscyphus albidus
Lineage: Eukaryota; Fungi; Ascomycota; Leotiomycetes; Helotiales; Helotiaceae
Source: the annotation of a GenBank genome assembly